Molecule: messenger RNA, 306 nt
Organism: Soboliphyme baturini
Lineage: Eukaryota; Metazoa; Nematoda; Enoplea; Dioctophymatida; Soboliphymatidae
Source: the annotation of a GenBank genome assembly
AUGGCACGUCGGGUGGCGAAUCUACAGACCAUCACACAACGGUUCGUGUUCUCUACGGAAACCGGUGUUUUCACUACUUUGAGGGAAAACAAUACGAUAACCCUUGCUUCCCGGUGGUUGUCCUAUCUGUCUGACCAGCUGCUGUCAUGGCCUAGCGGUCUGGACUUGCCAUGUCUGAGAAUGCCAAGCUUGCACCGGUCGGCGGUUCAAGCUGAGGAAGUCCAGUUUCUCACUGACAGCAGCCUCCUCACGAUCCAGCAGUCAAUGCGAAUCUUGCAGUUGAAAAUGUCCGUCAUCUUCACAUAA